Pygocentrus nattereri (red-bellied piranha) is the source of this 9060-nucleotide messenger RNA. It is a transcript of the gene mxra5a, whose product is annotated as matrix-remodelling associated 5a. Gene Ontology annotation, molecular function: protein binding. Bases 1 to 7722 code for a protein of 2573 amino acids. Gene Ontology annotation, cellular component: extracellular region. The transcript has 6 exons. Lineage: Eukaryota; Metazoa; Chordata; Actinopteri; Characiformes; Serrasalmidae. The record is from RefSeq and is a predicted model, not a curated record.
AUGGGCCGUUCAGCCACUUACAUUUGGACAUUGUUCCUGCUGCUGCAAGCGCUUACAGAUUUGGCACAAUGUUGCCCGCGGCCAUGCGCCUGUCCUCAACCCAGAGAAGUGCACUGCACCUUCCGCUCUUUGCUCACUGUGCCCGCUGGCGUGCCCAAACAAGUGGAGCGCAUGAACCUGGGGUUCAACUCUAUAAACCGAAUAACUGACAUCUCUUUCGCUGGUAUGCGAAAACUAGAGCUCCUCAUGAUGCAUGGAAACGAUGUUCAUAAGAUUCCUAAUGGGACAUUCCGAGAUCUGAUAUCCCUACAGAUGAUGAAGAUGAGCUACAACAAGCUAAGGGUAAUUAGCAGACAAACCUUCCAGGGUCUCUGGAACCUAGCCAGGCUGCACCUGGACCAUAACCGGCUGGAGUUCAUCCACCCAGAUGCUUUCCAAGGCCUCACUUCCCUUCGUCUUCUGCAACUAGAAGGCAAUCGGCUCCAGCAACUCCAUCCAGCCACCUUUGCAACUCUCUCUGUAUUGGGUUACUUCCCUGUGUCCACCCUCAAGAAUCUGUAUCUGUCAGAAAAUGAGUUGACCACACUGCCACAGAGGAUGUUAGCUGGCAUGCCGCAUUUGGAGAACCUCUUCCUGCAUGACAACCCCUGGAUCUGUGACUGCAGAAUGAAAUGGUUCAAAGAUUGGAGCAUAAGUGCAGCAGGUGUUCUCAAGUGCAAGAAAGACAGAGCCUUUGCUGGAGGCCAGCUGUGCCCUGUGUGUUCUUCUCCCAAACAUCUAAAGAAAAAAGACCUUCUGGAGUUAGACAAUCCAACCUGUAGCAGUCCCAUCAUCAGCACCCCUCACAGAACCUCUGCUUCCGACACAGAGAGUGAGCUCAUGACCUUACAAGAAUUUCGACAGCCUCUCGGGAACAUUUCACUAGAGCUGUCAGACGAACAUGGAAACAAAGUUGAUCUCCACUGCCAGGUCAACGAACCCACAGAAUCGACCAGAAUCAACUGGGACCAUGUUAACCCCUAUCAGAUUAUUGCAAACGUUUCACUGAGGUUGGAUCUGGAGUGCCCAAUUGACAGGACCAACUAUGAGAAACUUUGGAGACUCAUUGCCUAUUACAGUGAUGUACCUGCCCAUCUGCAAAGGGAGAUCAUGCUAAGUAAAGAUCAUGCUAGUUACAGAUAUCGACAGGAUGCGGAAAGGGAUGCUCUCUACUACACUGGGGUGAAAGUCAAUAUUGAGGCAGAACCUGCAUGGGUAAUGCAACCAUCACUGGACCUACAGCUAAACAGACCCCAAUCCACAAGCAAAAGGGUUAGACUUGUCCUCAGCACCCAUAUGACCCAGUUGGUAGAGGCAGAGGCAGUGAGGCAGCAAAGGAGAAGAUGGAUCAUAAUAGAGUCUAGAAACAACACCAGAACAUCUCAGGCUACUGUUGUGGGCAGCCCUAUUCAGAUGCAUUGCAAUGUGCGUAGCUCAGGGAACCCACUUAUCAAAUGGAUGCUUCCCAAUGGCUCCAAGGUGGAGGGCCCAUACCAAAGCAGUGAUAAAAGAAUCACAGUGACUCACUCUGGUUUGUUGGACAUAAAAGCAGUGGAUCACUCAGACUCAGGAGUAUAUUACUGUAUAGCAUUAGUCAUAGAUGAUAUUAGUAUCCUCCCCUUUCAUCUGACAGUGGAGGAGUCUUCUAGUCCACCACCUGGAGGCGAGGGGGUAGCGAAGCCUGUGACAAGAGCUGCUGGUGGGCCUGUCUCCCUUCCCUGUUUGGCCUCAGGUUCUCCUGAUCCAGAUAUAAACUGGAUCCUUCCUGAUAACAGCAUUAUAAACACAAUGUCAAACUCGUCCAAGAUGUUUCUGGCCUCAAAUGGAACUUUAACCAUCCGUCAUAGCCAGCUGUCCGACAACGGUUAUUACAAAUGUGUAGCAGGAAAUCAACAUGGUGCUGACUCAUUAGCCACAAAGUUAACUCUAACAAGGCCUGCUGGAGGGGUGCAUAUAAGAAAAUAUUCCAGUAGUCCUCAGCCUGCAGAAGGAGUCUCCACCAAAAUAAAAGCCCCCAUAGACAAUGAUGUGGAGGCAUCUGGGGACAAUGAAAAUGGAAAGCCUGAAGAAAAAGCUACUCCUGGGCAAGUGGAUACUCCUAUUAGAAGGAAGAUCCCAAACGUCAGUGUACGGGGUGGACAUCCAUCUAGAAAAUCUUGGAGACGGCCUACUAUACCCAGAAGACGAAUCAUGCCUCCUGGAGCUGAGAGAAGUAACACAGUAGAAAGGAGAAAAGUCAAUGUGUCAAACAGUCAGAUAGAUCCAAAGCGUUGGGCUAAUAUUCUGGCAAAGGUCCGUGGAGGUGGCAGCAGCCCAAAAACUACUACUCCAAUUUCCGUUCAGACAAGCACAAAUAUAUUACAGGAACUUGACACUGCCAGCAUAAAGAAAUUAGGGUCUUUUGACAGGCCUGAAGGAUCAUCACCAGAUGGUACUACCAUCCCACCUCCACAAGAAAUAUAUAAAGUCACAGGGUCAGGAAUGCCAACCCAAACUACUGAUAUCAGCCUGGAUAUUAGACCUUUGGGGUCUGCAGAACAGACACAUAUAACAUACCAAAUCGCUGCUCCUGAAAUCAACCCAGAUUCAGACUUGUUUACACCCAGCACAUAUGUCAUGCAGACCACGCUUGGUCCACAGCCUACUUUUCAUUCCGUGACAAGGCCAGACAUUGCAAAGUGGGCUGAACUGAGCACUGUGGGGAGCACAACUUCAUAUGGAAGUCUUUUUCAAGAAAACCAAAGUCACACAACAGUCAGUAGCAAAGUAACUGAAACAAUUCAGAAGUCUGAGGGUGAUGAUGAUGAUAAUGUUGAUGAUGAUGAAGAAUUCAGCAUUUCUAAAAGCUUUGGAAAUGGGGUAAAGGUUUAUCAAGGAGAGGCCGACCACAACCCAAUAUUGACCACAGCUGUAGCCUUUGAAGAACAAAGCACCGAAAAAUAUGCUGAUGCACGCUCAUUUACUGAACCCACCACAACUGCAGCUCAGCAAGCUAGGCAGAACCUAGAAAGACCCACAACUCAAGAGAAACAUGGUAUUUCACAAAUUCCACUACUUACCACUACACCACCAACAAAUGAACCCAUUUCAGAAAAUAACAGGGGAAAGCACACUAUCUCAGCUAAUCCUGUGCCUUCCUCACGUGCUAGGAAUUCAUCCAGUUUGAGGCGGAAGAAUGGUGGCAGACGGAGGAGGCCUAAUAGAAACAAAACUAGAUCGAAAAGCUCUAAAUCGUCUGCACACGUCACAAAUGUCACACUGCAACCCACAACUUUAGCCUCAGUUUCUGAGGUCACUAAGACGACUCCCUCCUCUCAGUCUGAAAUAGAAACAUCUGCAGGGGCCAUGAGCACUGGAGCCAAGGUGGAUACCACUGUUCCAUUUACUGACAGCCAAGCAACGUCACUAAGCAAAAUGACUCAUGAAAAGAACACAGUUCCUUUAUACAAGGACAGAAAUAACCUAUCCUCCAAUUCUUCACUCCAAGAGAAAGUGUCAGAAGCAAAGGAAACACCCUCAUCAUAUCCCAAACCACCUAAAAUAUCCAUGAGCACCACAACGAUAGCAGUGCCUCCAUCAAUAUCUUUAGGUUUUACAGGGCACAGAGAAACAGAGAUAAACAUAGAAACUAUUUCCACAUUACCCCCUCCAGUACACAAUGCUCUGUUCACAAAAGCCUACACAGAGGGGUUUACAAGCAUCCACCCUCCCACUGUUAAACUUUUUGAGGCACAAAAGGAAAGUGCUACAGGACACACAGCUGACACAUUCCCAGAGAGCCUUCCCGUGCAGCCGGCAGCGAUACCAGGUGUGGGUUCAGACAAAGCAGUGGAUCAAUUCACACCCAGUGAAGCUGAAAAUGUGCCUCCAUCCUCUGAACUUGUGAGGGACUUUCCUCUGAGUCCUUUCUCCUCAUCUGCCCCGAGUAACCACCAUGAAAUCACUAAAAGCCAUGACUCAGAAAUCCCUAGUGGCUCAAUGAAAGCAAACCUUUAUGAGAGCCCUCAGGUUACAACAGAGGGGCCUGCAAUUUCCCAAAGUCCUCAAGGAUCUGAGUUAACUGGCAUAACACAGCUUAGCCGUGCUUUAACAGAUGGAGAUCAUUCCAAAGAAGGUACAGCCAUACCUAGGAUGACCAUAGAAAAAAAAUUACCUCUAAAGCAAGAUGACAUUCCUAUCGUCACUCUAACGAAUGUUAAAACAACAUCAAUAACAACGGCACCAUCAUCACCUCCAACAAAAUCAUUUUCAGAAACAACAGCGCCACCACCAACAACAGCAAAGACAGUGAGACUAUCUCAAACUGAUCCACUUGUAUUUUUCCAAGAUAGGACUAGUAGUGAGGGGAAGACCGUGGUACCUGACAGUACCAAUUACAUACCUGACAGACACAAAGAAAGAAUUGCUGCAACAGAACAAAAGACUAUUAGCAGGCCUGCUAUAAACCCAACACCUGAUAGAAGCAGACCUCCUGUUUCUCAUUCUGCAGAUCAGUCAGAAGAUACUAAGCCAGAUACUGUGACUCACAUGAUUUUAAGCACCAAAGAGCCAAAAUCACAAAACACAGUUAAACAAGUUCCAACUGCUCCCCCAGAAUUUCCAGUAGCAUCCCGUCCAAGGGUAACCAUUCCUGGAAGGCCAAAUAGCGAGAAUAGAGGUGUAUCCACUGUCCACCAUGCCUUAUCUGGAGAAGUUCAGCAAACGCUUAUUGUCCCAGCUAGGAGAAGACAGCCAAAGAUUACCAGCACUGAUAUCAGCACAGUGACAGCUCAGGCUGAGUCGGAUGCCUAUCUGCCCUGUGUGACUGUAGGAGAUCCCAGUCCUUUCCUUUCCUGGACUAAAGUCUCUACAGGAGCCAGCAUUGCUCAGAACACCAGGAUCCAGCGGUUUGAAGUCCACCCUAAUGGCACGCUCAUAAUCCGCAAUGUCCUCCCUCUGGACCGAGGCCAGUACCUCUGUAGUGUCCAGAACCAGUAUGGAGAAGACAAGAAGACCGUCACUUUGGUAGUCUUAGCUGAACCGCCCAGAAUGUUACAGCCACGUUAUCGAGACACAGAUGCAUACCUAGGAGAUACUGUUGAAUUGGAGUGUCGUUCCCAAGGGCACCCUCCUCCUCGGACAACCUGGGUGCUCCCUGAUAGGGCAAUGGUUCAUAUGGAUGCUCCCUCACCUGGUACGCCAGAAAGACGUGUCACAGUCUCAGCUAACGGCACCCUUAGAAUUGUAUCUGCAACCUACACAGACCAUGGAGUUUACAAAUGCAUUGCUAGUAAUGCAGCGGGUGCUGAUACUAUUUCUGUUCGCCUGAUGGUUGCUGCUUUACCACCAGUUCUUCAACAGCUGAGACAUGAAAAUGUCAGUCUCCCAGAAGGCAUCACUGCCUACAUGAACUGCAGUGCCAGGGGUGCUCCUUCCCCUACAAUCAGCUGGACUACACCUCAUGGCCUGCAGCUCCGGCCUUCACAGUUUGUCAGUGUCCGCAAUCUCUUUGUUUUCCCAAAUGGGACCCUGUAUAUUCGUGGGGCGAGUCAGGCAGAUGCAGGGAAAUACGAAUGCACAGCUACCAAUGCGGUCGGGAGUUCAUCAAGAACUGUUAGGUUGACUGUGAAAAACACCAUUGCGUUAGCCAGAGCCAGGAUUACCUCCUCAUCUCCACAGAAGACAGAUGUUGCCUAUGGGGGAAGGCUGCAGCUGGACUGUGUUGCAUCUGGUGAUCCAGAGCCCAGGGUCAUCUGGAGGACUCCAUCCAAAAAGCUUGUGGAUGCUCAUUACAGCUAUGAUUCAAGGAUCAAGGUGUUCGCCAAUGGGUCACUUACCAUGCACUCAAUAACAGAGAAAGAUGAAGGUGAUUAUCUGUGUGUCGCACGUAACAAAAUAGGAGAUGAUUAUGUGCCCCUCAAAGUCAAUGUCCUGACAAAACCAGCCAAGAUUGAACAGAGGAACCAGGCUAAUCAGAAAGUGAUGUAUGGGCACGACUUGCAAGUCGAUUGUGUUGCAUCAGGUCUACCAAACCCAAAGAUCCAAUGGGCUCUGCCAGAUGGCACUAUGAUCAACAGCAUUGUGAAGACUGACAGCAGCCGUGGGGGACGCAGCCGCAGGUAUGUGGUUUUUGACAACGGCACCCUUUUCUUCAACGAAGUGGGGAUGCAUGAAGAAGGUGACUACACGUGCUAUGCUGAGAACCAGAUUGGAAAAGAUGAAAUGAAAGUACAUGUGAAAGUGGUGGCAGAUGUACCUGUGAUCCGAAAUAAAACCUAUGAGGUUUUCAGAGUCAUGUAUGGUAACUCAGUUUCAUUGAAGUGUAGAGCCAAAGGAGAGCCUAACCCUACGAUCCUGUGGUUCUCCCCAACCAAUAGAGCAAUUCCUUCAGCAUCAGAUAAGUAUGUGAUCCAUAAUGAUGGAACACUGGUCAUUCAGAAUGUGCAGCGCUUUGAUGGUGGCAACUACACUUGUCUAGCCAGGAACAGUGCAGGGCAAGAUCGCAAAGUGUCCAGGCUGGAAAUCUUGGUCUCACCUCCCGCUAUCAAUGGGUUGAGAGGUUCCACAAACUCUUUGAGAGUAUCAGCAGUGAAGGAUCAACAAACAUUCAUUCACUGUGAGGCUACAGGCAUCCCUGUUCCUCGUGUGAUGUGGGUUCUCCCAGAGAACGUGGUUCUUCCAUCACCGUACUAUGGAAGCCGGAUGACAGUUCACCGAAAUGGAACUCUUGAUAUACGUUCAUUGAGGGUAACUGAUGCAGCCCAGUUAACCUGUAUUGCUCGUAAUGAAGGUGGAGAAGCAAGGCUUGUUGUUCAUCUUGAUGUAACAGACAUUGCAGAGAAACCAAGGCUCAGGAGUCCCAAAACAGAAUCUCUCACUCUAACUGUAGGCAGGAGCAUGACCUUAAACUGUUCUUUUGAGGGUUCCCCAGCCCCACAAAUAACAUGGAUACUUCCUAGUGGUGCUCCAAUAACGACUGGCUCCCAAUUUAACAAGUUCCUCCACAAGUCUGAUGGAACCUUGGUAAUUAACAACCCUGCUCUGUCAGAAGCAGGAACUUACCGCUGCUUAGGGCGCAAUGGUGGUGGAGUGGUUGAGAGGACUGUUGUACUGAUGGCAGGGCGAAAACCAGAGAUCAACAACAAGUACAACUCACCUAUUAAUGUUGUAAAUGGUGAGAGCCUGCAAUUGCACUGUCUGUCUACUAGUGACCCUGUCCGCCUUACCUGGACCCUACCCAGUGGAGUAGUUCUCAACCGACCUCAGCGGGCAGGCCGGUAUGCCGUUCUACCAAAUGGAACACUUUCCAUCCACCAGGCUUCUGUCUAUGACAGGGGCUCUUACACUUGCCGUGCUGCUAACGAGUAUGGAAGCUCCUUGCUUACAAUCCCAGUCAUUAUAAUUGCAUAUCCACCACGGAUCACCAGUGGCCCUGCUGCUUCCACAUAUGCCAGAAGAGGAGUAGCUAUUCAGUUGAAUUGUGUAGCUGUUGGCAUCCCAAAGGCAGAGGUGGCAUGGGAGACUCCAGACAGAACACGGUUAGUCAUCAGUCAUCAGCCACGGAUGUUUGGAAACAAGUACUUGCACCCUCAGGGCUCCCUUAUCAUCCAGAACCCCAUGCCGAAGGACGCCGGUUUCUACAGGUGCACAGCCAGAAAUGUGAUGGGGGUUGACUCAAAGGGUACAUACCUUCAUGUGUACUAAAUAACAAUAAAUUUGGUUUAUUCAUUACAUGCCCAAGGAACUGCGAUGUUAUGCUAAGCCAUAGCCUUAUUUCUAAACUGUCAAUGUGAACAUGGCUUGCUAUAAUUCUAUAUUUUUACUGUUGAUUGAAAGUCUUAGCAUUAAUUUGGCUGAACUAUUGUGUCAGUCUCUACAAAUAACCAAAGAGCAAAGAGGUGCUAUUUACCCUUAAUACUAGUGUGAUUCAUGUAAAUAAUGCAAACUUUUGAUAUUUUAAAACAUCCUCGUUUUAACUUUUACAGACAAUGACAGUUUGUCAAAUUGUAUAGAUGAGAAAGACUAUAUAUUUUUUAUUUAAUCAUGGAAAAUAAUCUGAGGAUAUUAUUGACAUCUUCUAUGGCAGUCUAUUGCAGAAUUGUUUCAGGGAUAUUAGCCUAGACAGCUACAUUGGUAAUGUAUUUGAAUUUUAAUUGGGUGUAGAAAAAUUGUUUUGAGCUUAUUUCACAUAGCGCUUUUGAACAUAUAACCUUUGCUUGUUCCAUUACACUUAAAGCUGUAAACUAACAUUAACUUGUUAGUCUUGAUUACUGUGCCUAGAUCAGGCAUGUCACUAAUUGUAAUAAUAAACAUGGAAUAGCAAACAUAUUCUAACCAUAGUAGAGGAGCUUACUAGAGGUCUGCACUGGCAUGGAAUUGAAGUCCUGUGUUUUUGUAUGGCCCCAUUGCAGUUGGGUCCAGUGGCAGACCUCUAGGGUGCUUACUAAAAUUUCACCUCAUUACAUACUGUAACAUUGCAUGUAAAGGCUGAUGUACACUUCUGCAAUGAUGCACAUGAAUGCAUCUGUGUCAAGGCACACUGCAUGGUAACUCAAAGAGGUCAUAAAGCACAUCACCAGGAUGUCAACCAUGUGUCAGGUGAGUCUGCAGAGCUGUGCAUCAGGCAAAUGCUGAUUGGUUAUACCACAUACUCUACUUAAAGCAGAACUAGAAAGUCAAGUGAAGUAGCUUGAAGAUUGGCUGGUAGAAGAGGUGCAACGUUACAAACAUUUCUAUGGCUCAUCUUUAAAAUAUUCCAAAUGAUAUAAAGCAAAUAAUAAUUACAGAGGAGAAACUUGUGGUUCAGACACUUGUGUGAACAUGUACCAAUGCAGAGGUAUGAUUCGGCCUUAGGAUUGUUUUAUAUAUGAUGCUAACAUUUUCACAAAGAAACUGUUUGAGCAGAAUCGUUUGUGGUUGUUUAGGCUGCAUAUACUGCUUUCAUGUCCAUGGAACUCCCUAAGGAGGCCUAUUUUUGUAUUCCAUGCUCUUGAUUUAACUUAUUUGUCUUUUGAAGACGUGUAUUGAGAUGUAUUGCUAUUU